AUGAAAGCGCUGCUGCACCUUCAGCUCAAACAUACCAUGCUCGGCACUGGGACUGCAGACGGCACAUUGCAGACCUUCCUCGAGUGGUGUGCCAAGCGUGGCAUUCAACAAGGGCACCUGGCCGUGCGCAAUCAGGAUGGGCGAGGGCGUUCGCUGCAGGCCCGCGCGCGUUUCCAGCCAGAAGAGCUGAUCCUGGAAGUGCCAGCCCAUGCCAUUCUGGCAGAGGGGAGAGCUAGCAGCUAUCAGGCUUCGCAUUGGACCCUGGGGAUUGCACACCGGUUGCUUGAAGAGGACUGCUUGGGAGAAGAUUCCGCCUUUGCGCCGUAUGUGCAGCUGCUUUUGGAGGGAGAGCCCCACGAGGACAGCGAAGCUUCGCUGCCGGGCAUUGCUGGGCUGAUGGCUCGGCAACGGAGGACUCGCAAAACCGCGCAGCUGGAGGAGCUCCGGCGAGCGGCGCCCAAGCACGUGCCCCACCGUGUCGAACGUGCCCUCCAUGCAGUAGAUACGCGCACAGUUUAUUCGCGCCCUGCUCAAGCUUGUGCACUUGUGCCAUUCUUCGACUUUGCGAAUCAUAGCGCGUACCCAAAUGCGAGAUGGACAAUGGAGUCAGACCGAGUGCUCAGGCUUUUUGCAUCGUCACACAUUGACAUUGACGAUGAGGUAACCAUCUUCUACGACAGUCAUCCCAACGCGCGGUUGCUCCUGACCUAUGGCUUCGUGCUUCCCGGUGAUGGCCCACACAGGUGUGUUGACCUGGAGGUGACCAGCGUUUCCCAGGAGGACUCAGGCAGUGGAGUUCAAUUGCAGGUCCUGGCAGACGGGUCGCUGAGACGCCGGGCAGCGCUCGUGCCGCUGCUUCGGGGUCUCACUGACGAAGAGCUGGCAGAACACCUGGUCAAGCAGGCGAGUGCAGAGCUGCUUCAGUGGCAGCAGCUGCAGUUGGUCGACCCGCAGCUCGUCCUCCUCUGCAACAUGACCAUCGAGGUCCUGGGCAGCUUCGUCAGGCGACUGGAGUCUUGGUUGCAGGAUCCAGAGGGGAAACUGCUGACAGCGCUCGGCCCGCAAGAGGUACUCGACACUCACAGCAGCGACGCUUCCCAGGACGACCAGGCCGACGCCAUGGCCAGCUGA
Messenger RNA from Effrenium voratum, 1131 nucleotides. The record is from the annotation of a GenBank genome assembly. Lineage: Eukaryota; Dinophyceae; Suessiales; Symbiodiniaceae.